UCAAUUUGACCCGCUUAUAAACCGCCAUUAUUAAUUCUCUCAAGACCUCCAAACCUCGUCAUUGCAGCCUAUGCACGCGUCUCUGCCCUGAUAGCGCCAGCCCGGCGUUGAUUCUACCAGCUCGGCGUCUUGGGCCAGUCGAUGCACUUCCUGGUUCCCGGCAACCCGAUCGCCACCCGGGCACCCGCGACUCGGGCUCACCUCGUUUAUCACCGCGCCCGAUUCACCGUGCUAUAGAGAGAGAAAUAGCUUCUUCGACGUAGACAUGGUUACCUCAGAGACCACCCCCAUUCGGCGCCAGUCAACCCAACACUACCAGACCUUCUCGACCCCACCGCCCAAGUCGCGUGGUCGCCCGCUGUCAAAUGCCUCCGAUGGUUCCCACCCUGACGACUCAUUGCAUACCAACGGCAAUGGAGAGAACAUCCCAGAUCCGGCGCCAUUGCCCAAGAAGCAAAUGGCCGUCUUGGCCAUGAUUGCGUUGGCAGAGCAGACUGCUCUCAACUCCAUCAGCCCGUACCUGCCGAACAUGACCGCGACAUUUCCUGAAGUACAUGGAAACGACGUUGGUGUAUACGUGGGAAUCAUUGCUUCGGCCUUUGCAUUGGCCCAAUUCGCGACAAAUUAUUUCUGGGGGUGGUUAUCAGACCGCAUUGGGAGGAAGCCUGUUAUUAUUACUGGCACGAUUUGCACCGCGCUCACAUUCGUGCUGUUUGGUUUCUGUACCACCCUGUGGCAGGCCAUUGUCGUCCAGGCUCUGAUGGGCAUGCUCAACGGUAAUGCGGGCCUGGUGUCGACCUGUCUGGGCGAGAUCACCGACCGCAGCAACCAGUCGCGAGCAUUCACCUAUCUGCCCGUGCUUUAUGGGCUCGGUGGUAUUACCGGUCCACUUCUGGGAGGCUCCCUGAUUUUUCAUACCAACCCAUUCGACAAGGGUCAGCCGAACCCGUACCCGUACCUGGUACCAAAUCUCGUGUCAGCUGUAAUUUUGGCAAUUGAUUUGAUCUUGACAGCCAUUUUUCUUGACGAAAGUCUCGAGGAUGCCGACGCCCUGCCGACUUUUGCGCAGCGCAUCAGAGAGUUUUUCAGCUCCUUCUGGCAGUUUACCACGUCUCAUAGACCAACCUAUCUACGAGCUGGUUACAGUGGUCCAUUCCGUUAUCACUCGAUGCCUACUCGCGGACGUUCCUGGAGCAAUUCUACUCGAGACAGUGAUCUCGAUUCAGUGUCAUCAUCGUUAACUCCCACAGAGAAUGAGGCUGAGUUGACGCGGGGCGAAAUUUUAAAUCGCGACACGGUGCUCUUAUUAAUCACGUACUUGAUAUUCGCGUUUGCCAAUGUCGCGUUUAAUUCUCUAUAUCCUAUAUUUGCCGAAUCACCAGUGCCAAACGGUCGCGAUCUCACGCCACAGGAACUGGGACUGUCUUUAGGCUUCUCGGGUGUGGUUACGAUUGUCUUCCAGAUUUGUAUCUUCGGCCGGUUACGAGAAAAGAUGGGAAAUAAAUGGUCCUACCGCGCGGGCCUAUUAGGCUUUGUCAUAUCGUUCCUGUUGAUGCCGUUGAUCGGGUAUAAGGGGAACGACGAGCACCAACUGUCGAAGAAGACGGUCUGGCUAGCUGUUGAAUUGUGUUUUGUCCUGCUCAUUAAGACGAUUUCUGCCGUGGGUGGAUUGACAAGUGCGCUUUUACUGGUUACGAAUUCAGCCCCAAACAACUCUGUGCUUGGCGCACUCAACGGCCUGGCCCAAACGCUGUCUGCUGCCGGACGAGCCGUAGGCCCAUUCCUCUCCGGCGGAUUAUACUCACUAGCGAUUCAUGUGAGGAAAGGCGAGAUUCUCACAUUUGGCGUCUUUGCAGCCGUGACUUUCAUCGGAUUCGUUCUGAGUUUUGGUAUCAGGUCUCCGAAUCUUGAAGCCGAAGGCUGGAAUGGCGCCUCCGAUGAUCAGGAUAAAUCGGACGAUGAGAGUGAGGCUGGAGCGUGAACUAAUUUCCUUUUCACAACUUUCUCUUUCUUCACGAGACACGACAUAAUGAACCCCAAUUUUGCGGGGGGAAAGCGAUGGAUUCCUAUAACAAUCGAUAUUUUAGAUGUUCGAAUAGUUCACUGAGAGAUGUACGCAUACAACACACACACAUAUAUAUACAUUUCUUUAUUUAGUCUAGUUUGAUGACCAUACCCAACUUUAAGCUAUGAGGGUCUUGUUCUAGUGGCCCCUAAUUCCCCGCACCGAGCUGGCGCCAAACCGCGCAAAUGAGCUAAUACACACGUCCGCCAGUGGUCUGCAUUUUUAGCCUUUUCCACAGGGCCUUGAUUUCUAAUGGACACUAUUGUAUUAUUCAUUGUCAUUAUACUACGG
Messenger RNA from Talaromyces proteolyticus, 2356 nucleotides. RefSeq names its product MFS transporter. The record is from RefSeq and is a predicted model, not a curated record. Gene Ontology annotation, molecular function: transmembrane transporter activity. Gene Ontology annotation, biological process: transmembrane transport. NCBI's taxonomy places the organism in Eukaryota, Fungi, Ascomycota, Eurotiomycetes, Eurotiales, Trichocomaceae. Bases 266 to 1981 code for a protein of 571 amino acids. The transcript has 2 exons.